This is a messenger RNA of Loxodonta africana (African savanna elephant), 8754 nucleotides long. It is a transcript of the gene ACAD10, whose product is annotated as acyl-CoA dehydrogenase family member 10. Gene Ontology annotation, molecular function: oxidoreductase activity, acting on the CH-CH group of donors. The record is from RefSeq and is a predicted model, not a curated record. NCBI's taxonomy places the organism in Eukaryota, Metazoa, Chordata, Mammalia, Proboscidea, Elephantidae.
UUGCAGAGCAGGGGCGCCGAGGGGAUUCUGGGAGCUAGGCGCUCGGAGGCCGAGCGGUGGGUUGGUACCCAGGCCCGAGUUAACCUCUGGCUGCUCCACAGGCCUCGCCUUCAGCCCGCCUGAGCUGGUGGCAAGAGGGCCCCGGCUCUGCAGGUCUCCGAGUUGUCCCAGGAGCCCGCUGUGCAGAGCGCUCAUGCUUCCUUUGCCCUGUUUAACACUUCCCGGCAGCCUCUGUUACAGCCCCACUUAACAUACAGGUACAGUGAGGCUCAGAGAGGUGAAGCCGCUUCCCUGGGGGCCCGUAGGGAGUGGGGAAUCGAUUGCCAGCUUUCUCAGGUAAUGGGCGGUGGGCUGUAAGCGCACGUUCUGGAGACAGACCUGGGUCUGGGUCCUGGCCCCACCGCUUCACUUCACAAAUGUUUACUAGAAGCCGAGGGACUGUUGGGGCGCUGGGGGACACAUCAGCGACUAACAUAGCACGAUUCCUGCCCUUACGGAGCCGACCUUCAUCGCCAGCUGUGUCACCUUGAACUAGCCAUUCCGUAAAAUUGGAAUAUCCUCGUUCGGUGGUUGUGAGGGUGAACUGAAAUGCAGAUAAAGACUCAGAUUCUGUAUACAUGAGCUUUUUUGAGAUUCAGCAUUCUUGCCAGUCAGUCAGACUGCCUAUUAGCAUAUAGGUAUUGACAGCCACAGUCCAUUUGUACAUAGCACAUCACGUGACAGGUUUCAGUACUAGGCAUAUGCUCUAACAGUAUCCAAGCUGUGUCACCGUGUGUCGUGGACAUGUGUAGCUAUGUCGACUAUGUGUAUAAUAUGACCACAGGAUAUGCGUGUAUCUAUAGCUUGUGACUGCGUCCUAUAAUACGUUUCAGUACGCACUGUAUGCCAGGGUUUUUUCACCGUAGCACUACUGAGAUUUUGGGUCCAGAUAAUUCUUUGUGGGGGAGUGUCCUGUGCAUUGUAGGAUAUUGAGCAGUAGCCCUGGCCUGACCCACUAGAUGUCAGUAGUGCCUCCCCCACAGUGGUGACAACCAAAAAUGUCUCCUGGGGCCAAAAUUGCCCUGGUUGAAAAUCACUGGUUUAUAUGAAAGUGCAUAUGCCACAUGCUGUAUAUAUAUAUGUGUGUACAUAUGUAUAUGUGUGUACAUAUAUGUGUGUGUGUAUGUAUGUGGGAAACCCUGGUGGCGUAGAGGUUAAGGGCUAUGACUGGUAACCAAAAGGUCAGCAGUUUGAAUCCACCAGGCACUCUUUGGAAACUUUAUAGGGCAAUUAUACUCUUGUCUUACAGGAUCACGAUGAGUUGGAAUCAACUCAAUGGCAAUGGGUUUUUUUCUUUUUUAACAUAUAUCACAUACGAGAUCGCCUGUGAACUUUUUGUAGUAUAUUAUAGUAACAGAUGACAUUUAACAGUAUGCCAGAUACUAACUUGAGUACUUUACGUACUUUAUCUCAUGUAUCGGUAACUUUUUGAGACAAGUACUAUAAUUAUCCCCGUUUUACAGAGGAGAAACCUGAGGUUUAAAGAAAGAGUAACUUGCCCAAGAUUUCACAGCUAGUAAGUGGGCAGAGCUAGAAUUUGAACCCAGGCAAUCUGACUGAAGAUCCAACCCUCUUUAUCUCUACUAAACCACUCUUUAAUAUAUGAUAGCCACACCGUGUGUGUAUUUAUGAAAGUGUACCUUAAGUUGCAAAUGUACAUUAUCAUUGUAAUCUCAUUAUUCUGAGACGCAGGAAGAAGACUAUGGUACCUACGGACAAUGCCAGUCCAGAGAACUGGAAUUGUUUGCCAGAGAUGGGCAAGUGUAAAAAGCCGGUGUCUGACCUCCUUCAACCCCACAAGGGGCAAGGAGAACCAAGAUCAACAGCCCAAGCGUGAUUCUUACGAAGUGGAGGGUAGACAUGCCUUCUCUCUCCACCAUCUCUACCAAUUCUGACACCAACUGUCCCUCCCACAGUACUCUCUACUGGGUUUGAUAAUUCAUUGCAAUGGCCACACAGAACCCAAAGACCAUACUUACAAUUAUGGGGUUUAUUAGGGAAGUAACAGUUACAGUUCAGGCUCAAGAACCCUCAGGAUACAGUUCUUCCAUCAGGAGAGCCCCUCCCCAGCUGUGCUCGAAGGCACGCCCCCUCCCUGGCCCUCAGCCCAAACGCACUCAGCUUUUUCUUUCCAUGGGCCAGGAAGCCCACUGUGCUGUCUCCUGCUGCCAGGUCUCUGCUGCUAGUUCUCUCCUUCCUUAGUGGUGGGUUCUUCCUCUCUGCUCUGGAAUUGGCUCUCCUUUAAGGCAAAACUGACCAGUUCCCUUGGUAGGCCACAUUUACCCUAUCACACAAUCGCACCCAGUCACCUGGGUGGGAGUUACAAGACCAUGGCUAGAAAGGCCACACAAAAAGUAAUCCAUCAGUAAUCAAUCCCACCACAGCAGGUUAGGCAUGUUAGAAUUCUUUGUGGUUACUGACCACCAUGUCUGUACCCUGUUUUCUUCUAUUUUUUUGUUCACCCAGCUUAUUAAUCCUUUUAACACUUACUUAAACUGAGCUCUUGCUAUGAGCCCAGGCUUUGUGCUAGACCCCAGGGGAUGUAUGCAUACAGAGAAGAGUAAGAUAUUCUCCUUUCCUUUAGGGGAAACCCUGGUGGUGUAGUGGUUAAGUGCUAUGGCUGCUAACCAAAAGGUCGGCAGUUCAAAUCCACCAGGCGCUCCUUGGAAGAAACUCUAUGGGGGAGUUCUACCCUGUCCUAUAGGGUCACUAUGAGUCAGAAUCGACUCGAGGGCAAUGGUUUUUUUCUUGCCUGAAGGAGCUCACAACUAUAGGAGCAGAUAGGCAUGAAAAUAGUUACUGUGCCACGGGUAAGUGCUCUAUUGGAGGUGUGGAGAAGGAGCAAUAGGAGUGAAAUAAAGGUGUAGGACCCCUGGUGGCGCAAUGGUUAAGCUCCCAGCUGCUAACCAAAAGAUCAGCGGUUCAAACCCACCAGCAAUUCUGCAGGAGAAGAGACCUGGCAUUGUUUCCAUAAAGAUUGCAACCUCUAGGCUACCCUCUGGGGCAGUCCUCCUCUGUCCUAUAGUUGGAAUUUACUUGAUGCUGGCUUAGUUAUCUAGUGCUGCUAUAACAGAAAUACCACAAGUGGGUGGCUUUAACAACAGAAAUUUAUUCUAUCACAAUUGAGGAGGCUAGAAGUUUGAAUUCAGGGCGCCAGCUCUAGAGGAAGGCUUUCUUCUUCUGUUGGCUCUGAGGUCCUUUUCUCCUUUCAAGAUCUGUGGUCCCAGCAUCCCUUGGAGAUCUCCAUGUGUCUUGGCAUCAGCCUUCCCUGGGUCUAGGAGGUUCUCAGCACAGGGACUCUGGCUCCAAAGGACACAGUCCACUCCUGGCUCCUCUUUCUUGAUGGUACUGAGAUUCCUCUCUGCUUGCAUCUCUCUCCUUUUAUCUCUUGUAAGAUAAAAGCUGUGACUCAAGUAAGGGCGUGACUUGAAUAAGGGUGGUGACUAGGUUAAGGUUGGUGAGGAGUCACAGCCUCUAGUAAGGCAGAGACUCAAGAUACAUCCUGUCUUAAUCCUGCCUCAUUAACAUAACAGACAACUCACUCCCAAAUGGGACCAUAACUACAGGUAUAGAGGCUAGGAUAUACAACACAUCACAAAAUGGAGGAUAAUUACAUCAGAUCACAGAAUGGAGGACAACCACACAAUAUUGGGAAUCAUCCCCUAGCCAAGUUGACACAUAUUUUUUUGGAGGGGCACAAUUCAAUCCAUAACAAUGGCUCACAACAAGAAGAGUCUGCCUGGAAAAAGGAAGAAAAGCCUCUACUGAGGAGGUAGAGCUGAGGCUGUGAUAUAAGAAUAGUGGAAGUUCACUGGGCAGAUGAAGCAGGGAACAGAGUUCCAGUCAGUGGGCACAGCAGGUCUCAAGGCCUGGAGGUCUGAGAAAUCACAGAAUUUUCCUCUCUGAAGAGGGUGUUGGGAGGUGGCUGGGACAGAACUAUCAAGUGCCAUUGGAAGGAAUAAGCCAGCCACUUGAGGGAGCAUUGCGCACUUGUCCAUCAGUGGGAGUCUAUGGGGGACGGAGUCCUCAAGGAGGAUUAAAGUCAGCCCUUUGGGCCCUGGAGACACUUCUCAUUGCUGUUAAGCACUCACACAAAAUGUUCUGACACUGUUAAAAGCCUAUAAAUAAAUGUAUCAUAUACUUUGGAAAUGCUGGUGGUGUAGUGGUUAAGUGCUACGGCUGAUAACCAAAAGGUCAGCAGUUCGAAUCCACGAAGCAUUCCUUGGAAACCCUAUGGGGGAGUUCUGCUUUGUCCUGUAGGGUCGCCAUGAGUCGGAACCGACUCGAUGGCAACAGGUUUUAUCAUAUACUUUGACCUUGGCCUAGGAACAUAAGGGAAACUGAAAAUGUAAAUCAACUUCUAAGUUUUUUUUAAUUUCAAAAUUCACUCCCAAAUUCAGCAAAUUUCCAGUUACGUGAGAAACACAUCAUACAGUUUUGAAGAUUUACUGCUUAAAAUUCCCUUCAUUAGACUCUUACCUAGCUUCUUGAGUCCUUAUGGCACUGAAGUGACUCUCACAUAAACUCAGGGGGCUUACCAACUUGUUUUGCUCUAAACUGUUUUUAGUAAGCUUUUUAACUACAGAAUUCACAUAAAAAGCAUACAGAUUUUCUUCCUAACCUGUUUUUGCUUUAAACUGUUUUUAGUAAGCUUUUAAACUGCAGAAUUCACGUGAAAAAAGGAAGAGUUGGAGGGAGGUUUGAGAAGAAGCAGGGGACCACGUAGGGGGCUGCAGUGACAUGCAGCGAGAUGAUGGCCAUGAGAAUGGAGAGAGGUAGAUGGGGAUUUUCAGAAGGAAGGACUGACAGGACAGAGCACCUGGAGUGGCGAUGGCUCAGCUAGGGUAGGAGAAGCCCAGGGUGAAGCCCAGAGAAAAAAGGAGUGGUUGUGGAAGAGGCGAGAUUUAGUUAAAUUCUGGGUGGGGUUUGAGGUGUUCGCUGGAAGUCAGUUGGAGGUGUCCACUGCUGAACUCAAGAAUAGAGGUCUGGAUUGGAGGCAGGGAAUGAAAACUGUACUUGUGCCUUCUUCUCUCGCAGCCUUGGCUUCAGCAUGUGCCUAAGGAGGCUUUUCCAGUCCUUACAUCACCAGGGGGUCUGGAGGGCAGCCUUCCUAAAGCACAGCCAGUACAGACCCCAGGGAGCCCGCCGAUGGACGCACUCUGGAGGUGGCACCUACAGAGCGGUGAUUUUUGACAUGGGUGGAGUUCUCAUUCCUUCUCCAGGGAGAGUGGCUACAGAGUGGGAGGUCCAGAACCACAUCCCUUCCGGAACAAUUGUGAAGGCCUUGAUAGCAGGUGGGGAAAAUGGACCCUGGAUGACAUUUAUGAGAGGAGAGAUAACACUAGAGGCUUUCUUACAAGAAUUUGGGAGACUGUGCUCUGAAAUGUCACAGACCUCCGUGCCCGUGGACUCAUUUUUCUCUCUGCUGACCAGCGAGCAAGUGGCCAAGCAGUUCCCAGUGAUGACUGAAGCCAUAUCCCAGAUUCGGGCAAAAGGCCUUCAGACGGCAGUCUUGAGCAAUAAUUUUUAUCUUCCCAAUGGGAAAAGCUUUUUGCCCUUGGACUGGAAACAGUUUGAUGUGGUCGUGGAGUCAUGCGUGGAGGGGGUCUGUAAGCCUGACCCCAGGCUGUAUAAGCUGUGCCUGGAGCGGCUUGGCGUGCAGCCCUCCGAGUCCAUCUUUCUUGACGAUCUUGGACAGAAUCUAAAAGCGGCAGCCAGGCUCGGUAUUCACACCGUGAAGGUUGAUGACCCAGAAACUGCAGUCGAGGAAUUAGAAACUCUUUUGGGUUUUACAUUGAGAAUGGUUGCUCCAAACACUUGUCUGGUGAGAAAGACAAUGGAAAUUCCAAAAGAUUCCUUGGAAAAGUAUCUCAAAGGCUUACUGGGGACCCAAACUACAGGUCCACUGGAACUCCUCCAGUUCAAUCAUGGACAGUCAAACCUGACUUACUACAUCAGGCUGGCCAACCACCAGCUGGUUCUGAGGAAGAAACCCCCAGGGAAACUCCUUCCUUUGGCCCAUGCCAUAGAAAGGGAAUUCAGGAUCAUGAAAGCCCUUGCCAAGGCUGGAGUGCCUGUCCCCAAAGUCCUUGACCUCUGUGAAGACUCAAGUAUCAUCGGCACCCCGUUCUAUUUGAUGGAGUACUGCCCAGGCCUCAUCUACAAAGACCCCUCUCUGCCAGGCUUGGAGCCCAGCCAGAGGCAGGCCGUAUACACUGCCAUGAACAGAGCCUUGGCACAAAUUCACAGUGUGGACCUCAGGGCUGCGGGCCUAGAAGACUACGGGAAGCAAGGGGGCUAUAUUUCGUGCCAGGUGAGCACCUGCAUCAAGCAGUACCGCGCCUCGGAGACCAGCACCAUCCCAGCAAUGGAGAGGCUCAUCGAGUGGCUGCCGCUCCAUCUUCCUGAGGAGCAGAGGACCACAGUGGUGCAUGGGGACUUCAGGCUCGACAACCUGAUCUUCCAUCCAGAGAAGACUGAGGUGCUUGCUGUCCUGGACUGGGAGCUGUCUACCUUGGGCGACCCCCUGGCAGAUGUGGCCUACAACUGCCUGGCUCACUUCCUGCCAUCAGAUUUCCCGAUGCUUCGAGGUUUGAGUGACUGUGACUUGACUCAACUGGGAAUCCCUACCGCAGAGGACUAUUUCAGGAUGUACUGUCUUCACGUGGGGAUCCCUCCCAUCGAGAACUGGAACUUCUAUAUGGCUUUCUCCUUUUUCCGCAUAGCCGCCACCCUGCAGGGAGUCUACAAGCACUCGUUCACAGGGAAAGGAAGCUCUGCAAGUGCUGAACAAACUGGGAAUCUGACGGAAUUUAUGUGUAACCUGGCAUGGGAUUUUGCUGUCAAAGAAGGAUUCCGGGUUUUCAAAAAGACACCAGCCACAAAGCCAUCGCUGAGGUCCCUUCACACCCAGGCCAGCCCACAGACCCUGCUGAGCAUCACAGGCACAAGGAGCUAUAGCUCUUUUCCAGAACCUUCCCCAACUUGUGCCUCAAAGGGAUCUCUGGUCAUCUCUCCUGAGGGCCUCUCCCAGCCAGUCAGAGAGCCGUACCACCCGCUGAAGCAGUUCGGGGAGCAACGUGUGUACCCUGUGGAGCAAGAGCUGCAGAUCCACGAGGCCUCAGCAGACCGAUGGACCCCCUCCCCACUGAUAGAGGACCUCAAGGAAAAAGCCAAGGCCAAAGGACUCUGGAACCUUUUCCUACCCUUGGAGACUGAUCCUGAGAAAAACUACAGCACAGGCCUGAUCAACGUCGAGUAUGCACACUUGUGCAAACUCAUGGGCUCCUCUGUGUACGCUCUGGAGGUUGCCUCAUCAGAUGCCACCAACAUCGAGUCUUCCAUCAGAGAGGAGAACGGCUACCAUGUCAUAAACAGUCGCACGUGGUGGAUCUCAGGUAUCCUGGAUCCUUGCUGCCAACUCUGCGUGUUUAUGGGGAAAACAGACCCGCAGGCCCCGCGCCACCGGCAGCAGUCGGUCCUCCUGGUCCCCAUGGAGACCCCAGGGAUCAAAGUCACCCGGUCCCUGAAAGUAUUCGGGCUGGAAGAUGCACCAGGUGGCCACAGUGAAGUCCUGUUUGAGGCCGUGCGCAUGCCCAAGGAGAACAUAGUCCUGGGCCCCGGCCGUGGCUUUGACAUCGCCCAGGGCCGACUGGGUUCCAGCAGGAUCCACCGCUGCGUGAGGCUGAUGGGGUUCUCGGAGAGGGCCUUGGCGUGCAGGAAGGCCCCAGUGAAGUCCCAAGUAGCCUUCAGAAAACCUCAGGUGGAGCAGGGCACGCUUCUGGCCGACAUCACCCAGUCUCGGGUGGAGAUCGAGCAGCCCCGGCUGCUGGUGCUCAAAGCUGCCCAUAUCAUGGACAUGGCUGGAAAUAAGGCUGCACCAUUGGACAUUGCCAUGAUUAAAAUGGUAGCCCCAUCCAUGGCCUGCCGAGUGAUCAAGCAUGCGAUUCAGGCCUUCGGAGCAGCAGGGCUGAGCAUUGACUACCCUCUGGCUCAUUUCUUCGCCUGGGCCCGAGCGGUGCUGUGCUUUGCUGACAGCCCCGACGAGGUGCACUGGGCAGCAGUGGCCAAGAUGGAGUUGAAGCCCUGCGCUUAGGCCUGCGGGACUGCAGGAGCCGACGGUCCCCACUGGGCCUGCCACUGCCCACAGCUGAGAUAACACGGCGUGAAAGGUCUGGCCUAUGUCAUUCUGGCUCCUGCCCAGCAGCUCAGUCCUGGGGCAGUCCCUGGGCACUCACCCUCUCCGGGUCCCCACAGAAGACAUUUCUGUGAAAGCCCUGAGUUUGCUAUGUCAGGCCCAGAGGAAGAUUGGCCAGGAUUUAGGGGGGUUGGUCCGGAGCCUGGGAAGCUGGUGUCCAGGCUCAGUGCUGGGUUGGGGACCGACGCCCCCUCUCUCUGACUGUGGUGUGUGAGGCUGUGGGGACCAGUGCAGAUAUUGUGGGCUCUGCUGAGGCCGUAUGCCUAUGCUUGCUCCAGAAAGGGCAGCCUCCUGCCCCAUAGGUCCUCUCGAAAGACCCAAGGCCAGAGCGCUGCUGGGAAGUAGGAUGAAACCUAAAUCGUGAUGGUCUUUGUUUGAGUGUCCACCACACAGAACGCUAAUUAACAUGUGAUUUUGGAAAGGGGCUUUGGGAACACAAAAGAAUAAAAAAAAUAAUCUCAGACUUUAUGAACUUUGUCACACAAAAUGGAUUGAGAAUAAAGCCUUGCUCUCCAGCC